Psilocybe cubensis is the source of this 2874-nucleotide messenger RNA. RefSeq lists its product as uncharacterized. Bases 1 to 2874 code for a protein of 957 amino acids. The transcript is spliced from 12 exons. Gene Ontology annotation, molecular function: RNA binding; protein binding. Lineage: Eukaryota; Fungi; Basidiomycota; Agaricomycetes; Agaricales; Agrocybaceae. The record is from RefSeq and is a predicted model, not a curated record.
AUGUCUUACCGUGGUGACAGCAGAGGCCGUGGCCGAGGUGGCCCUCCUGGCGGUCGUGGAGGAGGUUCUCCUAGUGGUCGUGGCAGCCCUGACUCAGGUAGAGGUCGUGGCGGACCACCUCGAGGUGGUUACCAGGGCGGUGGUGGACCUCCCAGAGGUGGGUUCCAAGGCGGCGGUCGAGGAGGUGGGCCUCGAGAACAGGGCGGGAUUUUCCAGGGUGGACCUGCCAAUGUGGAUGCCCGUUUAACUGAUAAUUCUCAAGACGCUCUCGUUGCCGCAUUUCGGAACCUCCAAUUGAAGCCCAAAGAGCUUCCUUUGAGACCAGGCUUUGGAACCUCCGGAAAGCCCAUUAAGCUUCGCGCUAAUUUCUUCCCUGUUAAGAUGCCUAAAGGGCCUCUCUAUGAAUAUGAUGUGUCCAUUUCUCCCAGUACUUCCAUCAAACGCGUGAAGAGGCGCAUUUUUCAAUUGGCAGAGCAAACACCCGCCUGGGCAGCCCAAGGCCUCAGGGGGUCGGUGGCCCAUGAUCACUCGGCGAAGCUCAUUUCUUCCAAGACCCUUCCUCAACCCCUUGCUAUUAGGGUCCCAUUUUACGACGAGGAUGAAUCCGGAGCGAAGCCCGGUGGAAAGGAAUACACCCUUACGUUCACUUUUACGCAAAACAUCGAUACUUCCGGUCUUGUUCAGUAUCUUCAGGGUGAUCCUCAAUACAGAGACUAUGACAUCAUGCCUAUUCUGUCAGCGUUGAAUCUUAUCUUAGCGGCAUUUCCAAAUCGUUCUAGCGGUUCUGGUGUUAUGGUUGGUAGGAACCGUUUCUUUUUCCCAACAGCUGCACAACCAUUCAACCUCGGCGGAGGCUUGGAAGCCUGGAAGGGCUUCUAUUCUUCUGUGCGCCCCGCCCACAACCAGUUGAUGGUUAACGUCAAUGCCUGCACUACUGCCUUUUAUACUCCUGGCAAUCUCGCGGAUGCCAUGACUGCAUUCCGGAAUGCAAGCUUUGGCGCAAGGCCAGCUGCCUUCGUCAAAGGUGUUCGAGUCAGAACAACUCAUCUCGGAUAUAAGAAAACAGUAAAGAGAUUGUCCAACAUGAACUCGAACCAACAUAAAUUCCCUGCAGAGGAGUUCGGUCGUGAGGUAACUGUCGCAGAAUACUUCAAACUGAAGUAUAAAAUUCAGCUACGGUACCCGGAAAUGCCACUCGUUGAUGUCGGCGGUCAAAAAGGCAAUUUCCUUCCUGCCGAAUUGUGCGAGAUUCUUCCGAAUCAGCCUUUCAAGGGCAAGUUGACCGACGAGCAUACCGCUGCCAUGAUCACCACAGCGGCUAAACCCCCUAAUAUCAAUGCUGCAGCCAUCGUGGGCCCCGGCCUUACUGAACUUGGUUUCAGGCCAGGUUCUUCUCCUGAGUUUAAUGCCUUUGGAAUCUCCAUUGGGAAUGAGAUGGCUGUUGUUCCUGGUCGUAUUCUCACCCCUCCUGGCAUCAAGUAUGGUCAAGGAACUCCUGCAGUCGACGAUCGAGCUAGCUGGAACCUCCGGAACGUCAAAUUUGCCAAAGGCGCAAGGUUGGAGCAAUGGGCUGUUUUGAUCAUUCAGGACGGCAACCGUCGUGACGAGUUUGCGUCUGCUAAUGACCCAGAGCUCACAAGCACGAUCCAAGGAUUUAUGAGUAUGUGUAAGACGAGCGGCAUGAGUGUCGACCAGAAGAUGCCGCUCAUCGUCAUCGCAGCGGUUCCGCCUAAGAAUCCAGCGGAUCCAACUCGAGCGGCGGCCAUCAAUGCCAUACAGAAUGCGUUGAAAACCCUGCCUGGCAAACCCAACAUGGUUAUGGUGUUGUUGUCGAGCGCGGAUAAACACAUAUAUUCUGGUAUCAAGCAUUUAUGUGACUGCACUUUGGACGUCCCCACGGUUUGCGUUCAUUCCGCCAAAAUUCGUAAAGAAAAGGGGCAGCUUCAGUACUUCGCCAAUGUCGCCUUGAAAUUCAAUAUGAAGUUGGGUGGUGUCAACCACGCGCUAGAUCCGAAGAGCAUGUCCUGGCUCAAGGAAGCCCCAACAAUGCUCGUCGGCAUUGAUGUAACGCAUCCCGGACCUGGUAGUGCCAAAGGGACCCCCUCUAUAGCUGCUGUUGUUGCGAGCUGCGAGCCUGAGUUUGCCCAAUAUCCUGCCAGCAUGGAAAUUCAGGAAUCGAAGAAAGAGAUGGUCACCAAUUUAGCCAAAAUGGUGUUCGAGCGGCUUACCUUGUUUAGAACCAGAAACAAGAUUUUGCCCAAGCGCAUCUUAGUUUACCGAGAUGGUGUUUCCGAAGGACAGUUCAACACCGUUGUUGAAGAAGAACUUCCUGCCAUAAGGUUUGCAUGUACCAAGUUCGACACAACACAGGGUCCCUAUCGUCCUUUGAUUACUGUUGUCAUCUGUGGUAAACGCCACCAUACUCGUUUCUACCCCACCGAAGAGGCGAAUGCAGACCAUAAUGGAAAUCCUCGUGCCGGGACUGUCGUCGACCGGGGUGUCACCUCUGUCUACAACUUCGAUUUCUUCCUCCAAGCGCACGGAGGAUUGCAGGGCACAACCCGCCCCACUCACUACUAUGUUGUCCACGACGACAUUGGGUUCCAUGCCGAUCAACUUCAGAUUUUGACCAACUCGGUCAGCUACCUGUUCGCGCGUGCCACCAAGGCAGUCAGCCUCGUUUCGCCCGCGUAUUACGCUGACCUUGCCUGCGAACGUGGAAGGUGCUACCUACACAAGCUUCUCCAAGGUGUCACUAGCAGUGCUGGAUCCUCAGCCAGCGGCGAGAACGAAGAAGCCGUCAUGCGAGAGGCACAGCAGCUCUGGCGAGGCGGCGUUGGCGCAAAGUUGAAGGAUACCAUGUUCUAUCUCUGA